GUUUAGGUAUGAGGAUUCCAUACAAAUCUGCGAAUGAAACUUUCACAGAAGACCAAAUAGAAAUCAAGGAUCCCUUUGCUCUUUUUGAGAAAUGGUUUCGAACUGCCACAGAAUGUGAUGCAAUCCUCGAGCCUAAUGCAAUGUUUCUUGCUACAUCCAGUAGGUAUUCUAUUCCAUCAGUUAGGCCUAUGCUGCUUAAAGGCUUCUGUGAGAAGGGCUUCGUUUUCUACUCAAAUUAUCAGAGUAGAAAAGGCAAGGAUCUGGAGGCCAACCCAAAUGCAGCUGUGACGUUCUACUGGGAGCCAUUAAGAAGAUGUGUUAGGAUAGAGGGCAUUGUUGAGAAAAUCUCAAGAGAAGAUACUUCAGCUUACUUUCACAGUCGGCCUCACGACAGUCAAGUUGCGGCCAUCUGUAGUCUUCAAAGUAAACCAGUUGCUAGUUUUCAGGAUUUACGGACCCAGUAUGAAGAUCUAGAGCGGAAGUAUCCAGAAGGAGGAUCAGUGCCAUUACCAGCUACCUGGGGUGGCUACAGACUGGUUCCAGACAGAUGUGAAUUCUGGCAGGGUCAGUCAAGCAGGUUACAUGACAGGAUACUCUUUUUACGUGGUAACUCUGUAAAAGAGUUUGAUUAUUCUAAACUGUCUCAAGGGGAGAACAGUUGGUGCUACUGUCGACUCUUCCCAUAGGCAAGACAUAGUAAUAAACGAAUACUAAGCCUAUUAAUAUCUGCAGGGGUACAUGAGUUAUAGUUUUAUUUGCUUAGAUUCGGUAGGACUCAUGAUAGUGACAUGGCAAUUUUCCGCAGAUCUGUGAGAAAAUUAAGGGGGUGGGAUAAGAAUUUACUUUAGUUCAUAUAUUAGGAAUUACGAAGGCGUCUUCCAAACCACAUCACGAUUGUAAAUUUCUAUAUUCUUUCCAGAAUAACUAUAAGCAAGACAAACAUGAGCAUAAGCAUAAUUUCUAUCAAAUCAUACAAGACGCUUCUAUGUAUGUAAUCUGCUGGAACCCAAACGAAAACAAAAACAGAUAUGGAACAAAAGAGAAAUUUAAUGUAGUUUAUUUUCACUACAGUAGCAUUAGAACGACACAGAUGCAUGCGCAUGUGUAAUGUGCGGUCGAAAAUACGAAAUGUUUUUUCUCAAAUGACCUAUCCCGGAAGAAUUCGUGGCAAAGUUCCCGCAUGCACAGACUGUAAUUAUGAACUGGCUUAUAGUCGCGCUGACAGGGCGCGAUUAUUUAAAUUUUCUUGAUGCGACCGGCGUGCGAGAGCAGAAUGGCGAGACUGCAUUUGCACUGGGCCGCCAAAUCAUUGCAAUAGUGAGCACAGGCACUUGGAGCGUUUCAAUAAAAUAUAAUGCUAAAUAAAUACGAAAUCUAUUUACUACCAAA
This is a messenger RNA of Priapulus caudatus, 1389 nucleotides long. Its product is annotated as pyridoxine-5'-phosphate oxidase-like. The record is from RefSeq and is a predicted model, not a curated record. Gene Ontology annotation, biological process: pyridoxine biosynthetic process; pyridoxal 5'-phosphate biosynthetic process. The transcript is spliced from 6 exons. Gene Ontology annotation, molecular function: FMN binding; pyridoxamine phosphate oxidase activity. The coding region runs from base 9 to 686 and encodes 225 amino acids. Lineage: Eukaryota; Metazoa; Priapulida; Priapulimorpha; Priapulimorphida; Priapulidae.